Molecule: messenger RNA, 6978 nt
Organism: Notolabrus celidotus (New Zealand spotty)
Lineage: Eukaryota; Metazoa; Chordata; Actinopteri; Labriformes; Labridae
Gene: plekhg4
Product: pleckstrin homology domain containing, family G (with RhoGef domain) member 4
Exons: 27
Coding region: 916-6573 (1885 amino acids)
Molecular function (GO): guanyl-nucleotide exchange factor activity
Source: RefSeq, a predicted model, not a curated record
AAUAGCAUGCAGACAAUAAAAUUAAGAUUAUUGCGAUGUGACGCAUUUCCAAACUCCAGCCAACUCCUCAUGUUAGCUUUUAAACUGCCAUUAGCACAGUGCUGGUUUAACUAAUUAAUUGGUUUGCUGACUCCAUUUUCAUGAUUCAUUGUUCAAGCUGGACGAAGGAGUGAUGUGGAGACAUCUUUAAAUCAGCGGUCUGUGAUUUCCUCUUUAAGUUUGAGCGACCUGCCCCCCUGGACUUGAAUCAUCCUUCUGGACUGGAGGAGCCCGGCCCGUCUUCUCAGCGAGCCUGGUCAAUCUGAUGCCAGAUGAUCGGAUGCAGACUGAAAAAACUCCAACCUGGAGGACAAUCGACCCGUAAAGUGUGGAUUAUUCUGCCUCUGUCCUGAGAGGAGUUGAGUGGGAGUCGUGCUGCAGUCACAGAGGGACUCUGAAUCUCUGGACCGCUGCAUCCAGACUGCUCUGUCAUCCCUCUACCCGCCCUUCCAGGCCACGUCUCCCACUGUCCUCUGUCAGGUCCUCAACGUGGUGGAGAACUGCUACAGAGGAGACGGUCUUCGCUACCUUUUACACUUCCUUCUGCCUGUGAAGCAAUUCUUAGCGAACCUCCAGCAAGAUGCCUGUCUGCCGUACUGCGGCCUGCUGUUCCGUCAUGAAGGCUGGCCUCUGUGCGUCCACGAGAAGGUAGUUGUUCAUCUCUGUCCCCUGGACUCGCGCCUCCUCCACCCCGGAGACUUCUACCUGCUGGUUUCUCCCCCUGCUGCGGCUCCUCCUCCACCUCGAGCACGCGGUGCCUCCUGCAGGAGCGCCGUCGCCUCCUCCCCUCGCCUGCUCCUGUGCAGCGCGUCAGCCAGCAGCCGCCAUGUGGAGCAGCAGGAGGUGUUGGAGAUAGCCCUGCGCUCACUCUUCACAAUGGCCUGGCUGGACUCUGUGAACAGGGAGAGGGAGCAGCGAGGAGCGUCCAGGCUGGAGCGCUGCCUCCUCUCUGCCAAUGGAGACGUCUUCAGGGUCCCCUGGGAGGACCUGGUCUACCCACAAUUCAUCAGCCAGCCCCGGACCUCCCUGAAGGAAGAUAAGGAGUCAUCAAUUAAGGAGGGAGAUUUGUUAAUAAAUACCAAUCAGUGUAGAGAUGCUAAUACCUCAAAACAGGAUGUUAAGCUCCUCCCAUCGUCUCCACAAACUGACCAAUCGCAGGCAAGCAGCGAAGACUCUGACUCAGAGGGCGAGUAUGUGGAGCUGUCGGAGCUCCCGCUGCCUCUCUUCUCCCCACAGAAAGGCUCCUUAACUCAGUCCAUCAGCCUGCAGCACCGAGCCAGGACCAGCACACACACCACUGCACACACACCUCUGAAUACCACCACAACCACUAACACACACACACCUCUCCAAACCUCCGACACACACUCCUCCACGAGCACACAACCACAGAAUACUCACAAAAGCAUUAACGCACACUCUACUGUGAGCACACACACACUGACUGCUGCUAUGACUCACACCACACACUCCUCCGGGGCCUGUGAGGAGGUCAGCUCACACACCGGGCAGCGCUCCAGGAUCACAGAGGAGAGCCAAGACCAGGAUUCCUCUGGAUCCAUCAUCCUCACCCCGAUAUCCUCCUCCUCCUCCACUGCCCUUCCUGACGUCGUGGAAACCUCCAGCUGUCAGUCACAGGAGCAAACACAAGGUACUGAUUCAGGCCGGGGUCUGAUGCCAAACACGGAACCUGCAAACUGCACAGAACAGAAAGAGAGGGAAGAGGUAGGAGAGGAGAAGCAAGAAAAAGAAGGAGAGACAGAGAUAGAAGAGGGGGAGCUGACUGAGAGGCAGAAAGAAACAAAUGAAAGGGUAGUGUCAGAUGAUGAGGGUGAGGAGAAGGAAGGAGAACAGCAGGAAGACACAGAGAGUAAGAGAGAUGAAGAUUAUGAAAGUGAGACAGAGGAUGACGGAGAGGAAGAGUCUGAUGAUGAGUUAGAGGAGGUGGAGGUAGAAGAGGAGGUUCAGUUUAUUAUCGUGCAGCACAGUCAAGAUAGGAGGGAGGAUGAGGAGCAGCAAGUGACGAGAGAAGAGGAGAGAGGAGGUGAAGAGAAACACAUCGAGCAGGAGGUCGAGACACAAGCUGAGGGUUCAGAACACACACACUCUGAGGGUUCAGAACACACACCUUUUGAGGGCUCUGAACACACACACUCUGAAAAGUCUUGUUCGGAAAAUAAUGCAAAUCACACACACUCUGAGGGCACCGAUUGUGAAAACAAAACACACCUCGAGGAGUCUAGCACACCUCACACACACUCUGAGGGCUCUGAUGGUGUAAAACACACACCUCACACACACUCUGAGGGCUCUGAUGGUGUAAAACACACACCUCACACACACUCUGAGGGCUCUGAUCAUGUAAAACACACACUUCACACACACUCGCUGGACUCUUUUUCUGAAGAAAACACGAUACACACAAACUAUGAAGACUCUCGUUCUGAAAAUAAUAAACACACUCACCCCGAGGACACUUAUUGUGAAAACAACACGCACAUGGAAAAGUCUAACACACCACAAACUCACCCUGAAGACCGUUAUUACGAAACAAACAUUCAGUCUGAAGACUCCAACCCUGAAGAGGACUCGUUCAAAACCCUUGCUGAGGAAUCUAAAACACCAGAGAUGAAUUCAGACUCUCACAGGACUCAAGAGUCUGAAAAAGCACAGGAGAAGCUGGAAGAGGAGGAGAAGAAGGAGGAGAAGAAGGAGGAGGUUGGUGGAGGAAGAACUGCAGAGCUUCAAACUGAAGGCCUCUGCAGUGAGACGCCCCCGGCCCAGACACAUGUCAGUCUGCCUGAUAAUCCACGCCCAGCAGAACCAAAACCAGCUCGAGCUGCUCGAGUUGCUCCUGCGGUCCCAGUGCGCUUCUCUCAGACCUCUCAAUCCUCCCAAUUGUCCCAGUCCUCCCAGUACCACUUUUACAGCGUGCUGAAAAACUCUGCAGCUCUCUGUCUGCCUGGAACCAGAGACCGAGGCGGUCGGGCUCUCCUGACCAUCUGUACCAACAACACUGUGUGGUCAAACCCUGACUGUGACAGCGCAGAGCUGCUCCGCCUCCUGCUCUACUACACCUCCACCCUCAGAAAGGAGGUGAUGGCGUUGGGACUGACGGCGCUGGUGGAUGCCCGUAGAGCUCUCCCUCUCCCUGUCAUGUUUUCUGCACUUAGGUCCCUUCAGGAGAACAUACCAGGCUCCAUCCACUCUGUGCUGCUGCUGGUCAACAAGGACUCGUCUCUACGUCUGGAAAAACCGCCAGCAAUACAGGUGGAGGUGUUGAACUCUCUAAAGUCCGUUCAGAAGCAUGUGGAGCUCCGACAGCUUCCUGCAGAGUUUGGAGGAUCUUUCAGCUUCAGUCAGAGCAGCUGGCUCUGUUUCAGAUCGAGAGUGGAGCAGCUAACCAGUCAGUGUGAAGAUGUCAUCAACCUGCUGCAGAAAAACAUCAACAACCUGCAGUCCACACCUCUACCUGCUGCAGCUCAGGAUGCCGAGCUGCUGCUGUCCAGGUACAAGGCAGUGAUGGGUAACAUUCUAGCAGACAGCCGAUUGGUGCAGUUGCAGCAGGAGGGCGGAGCUUUGCUGUCGCGGCUCCGCAGAGAGGAGAGCAGCCUGAGCGAGACUGAAGAUUACCGCGCGGCGCUGGAAACGGUGUCGACUCUGUACAACGAGGUGGACGAGCUGCUCCACCGCCUCGUGACGCUCUCCAACUCCAGGACUGAGGAGCUCACCUUCAUCCUGGAGUUCAGCCGGCUGGAGCAGGGCUUCAACGAGGUGAAGUCGUGGCUGGACGAGGUUGGGGAGGUGCGUCUGACGAGUCUGGAUGAACCGGAUGAUUCUCUGGAGCUUCUGAACAAAAAACAGCAGGACUUCAAAGAUUUCCACACCACUGCAUAUGAGAACUGCAGACGAGGCGAGGAGUUAUUGAGUCACCUGGAGCGUUGGGGUGACGUAUCAUCAGCUGACCUCCGCGUCUACGAGGUCAAAGUUCAUUCUUUCUGGGCUCGGCUUCAGGAUUUCUCUCAGCGGGUUAAAAUAACGGGCACGAACAUCGAGCGGGCCGUCUGCCUCUACCGCUUCUUAGACCAGGCCUAUGGCUGGGCAUUGGAGGGUAUGCGUCACCUAGCUGGAGUCAGCAUGGAGGAGUGCACGCUGCCGGACAAAUGCCAGUCUGUGAUUGGCUGCCUGGAGGACUAUCAGCGCCAGCACCCACCAAUCCCCGAUGGCCGUUUCCAGGAGAUGAAGGCGCUGGCGGAGGAGCUGCGGGGCGAGCGAGGCCUCCGUCAGUGGAGCUUCGCCUGGUCCAAAUGUCAGGAGACAAAGAAGAUGUUUGACAGGAAGAUGGAGGCGGCGCUCAGGACACGAGACUCCGCCCACAGACAACGCUCUGAUUCCAUCAUCAGCAGAAACUCCAUCUCCUCCAGGAGAUCACUGUCAGGACUAUUGGGGGUCUUUGAGAGGUCCUCCUCAUGUUCCUCCUCCUCCUGUGUCCUUGAGGAGGACACGCCAUCACCUUCUCGUAGCACUUCCUUCUCCCAGUCCCCCCUCGCCUCCUCCACCCUCACCCCCCAACACACACCCCUGCUGCAGCGUCUGCUCCGCAGCCCCACCUCUGAGGAGUCGUCAGAUAAGGUGGAAAUAUGCUCCUCCAGUCCCUGCCUACCCCGCUUCGGCUCCUGUCACAGCUUCACCCCCUCCUUAGCCUCGUCCCCCUCCACCUCCUCCUUCGGCUCCUGUAGACGGCAGCAGCUGAGGAAGACUCAAAGCUUUGACUGUCCCCCCACCCCCGAGUCCACACGCUACGGGCCGAACCCCCGCGCUCUCAGCGAGCCGGUGCGCAGAGGAAACACCGGCGUGUUCAUCCGCGGCCUGGAGGUCAGCAGCUCGGAGGCAGCUGACAACACGCUCUGCCCCAGGACGCCUGCACACGGCUGGGCAGGACCGGGACUAUGCAGCCCCAGGACACCCAGUACCCCCAGGACUAAUGGCAGCCCAGCAACAGACUCCAGACCCAGGGGAAGUAAACUCCGGCACGUCGUGGAGGAGAUGGUGACCACGGAGAGGGAGUACGUCCGCUCUCUGAGUUACGUCAUCCGUCACUACUUCCCCAUGAUGGACCGCGCAGACCUUCCUCAGGACCUGAGGGGAAAACGCUCCGUGGUGUUUGGAAACCUGGAGAAACUUCUGGACUUUCACAGCCAGUUCUUCCUGAAAGAGCUGGAGGCCUGCUGGAAACACCCGCUCAGAGUGCCGCACUGCUUCCUCAGACACCAGGAGCAGUUCAGUCUCUACGCUCUCUACAGCAAGAACAAACCAAAGUCUGACGCUCUGCUCGCUUUGCACGGACACUCCUUCUUCAGGAGGAAGCAGGUGGAGUUGGGAGAUAAGAUGGACUUGUCCUCGUACCUGUUGAAGCCGGUGCAGAGGAUGAGUAAGUACGCUCUGCUCCUCACUGACCUGAUGAAGGAGGUGGGCGGAGCUCAGGAAGCCGAACACGUUGCUCUGCAGGACGCCACCAGCAUGGUCAAGUUCCAGCUCCGCCACGGCAACGACCUACUGGCGAUGGACGCCAUCCGAGACUGUGACGUGAACCUGAAGGAGCAGGGUCAGCUGAUCCGUCAGGACGAGUUCACUGUCUGGACGGGGAGGAGGAAAUGUCAGCGUCACAUCUUCCUGUUCGAGGAGCUCGUCCUGUUCAGUAAACCCAAGAAGAUGGAAGGAGGACUCGACGUCUUCAUCUACAAACACUCCUUCAAGACAGCCGACGUGGGUCUGACAGAGUCCGCAGGAGACGACGGGCUCCGCUUUGAGAUCUGGUUCAGGAGGAGGACGUCCAAAAACCAGACCUUCAUCCUGCAGGCCCCCAAUGCUGAGGUCAAACAUGCCUGGACGAGUGGCAUCGCCCGAAUCCUGUGGACGCAGGCCUCGAAGAACAAAGAGAUGCGUUUGAAAGAGAUGGUGUCGAUGGGAGUGGGGAACAAACCGUUUCUGGACAUCCAGCCGAGCGACGCAGCCAUCAGCGACAGAGCUGUUCACUACAUCAUGAAGAGUAGAGGUGCCAGAACGCGAGCGUCCAUCGCUGUCUCUGUCUUUGAUCACUCUAACCCUUUCAAACGAGGAGUGGCGACCUCUGACCCCGGAGCCUGUGGACCCUCUUCAUCCGGCCUGCUGGGGCCGCUCAACCUGCACAUGUACAGUCAAACCCUCUCCUCAUCUCCUGCUGCUGAAAGCUCCUUCAUCACCUCCUGUAUCGAGGAAGACGAGCAGGAGCACGAGACCAGCAGUCAGCCCUCCAUGACCACGGAGAGCUCAGGCUCAUCGUCUCGCUGUCUCUCAGGCUCCACCGGCUCCGACAGCGGCUGCGUCUCCUCCCACCUCCAGGAGGCGCUACCCGAGGAGCCCAGCCCCACCAGCCAGCCCUCCUCCUCCUCCUCGUCUUCCUCCUGCUACUCCUCCAACAAACAGCACCACCUCAACAACCAGUACAUUUCACCUAAAACAGCUCCUGUCAUCAGCCCGGCCACCAUCGUGUGAGUCAGCUGACCUGAUGGACUCGUCCGUCAGCCUCCUGCUGCAGUUUGGAGUUCCCUCUCAGAUUUGAAGCGGCCCCGUUUGAUCGUGUCUGAUGUUUGGAUCAGUUGUGUUCAUGUCGUUGAGCUCCAGUAGAGUUUGUUCUGUAAAUAAUGACUGUUAGAGUUUAUUGAAUCUCAUCUGUCUGUAGUUUGACUCCUCACAGCUGCCGUCUGUGGUCUCUCGUCGUGCCGACGUGGCGUCAGUCUGUCGGCAGCUCGUCCCGGCUGUGAGGAGUUCAGGUUUGUGUCAGAGCUGGUCCAGGAUCAGCCGGCUGGAGUAACUGUACAUGUGUGUAAAUAAAACCACAGCUGAGUGUCUGCUGUCACUUUUCUUACUUGAAUAAUAAACGUGUUUGUUUCAAACUGA